UUCUUCUUCUUCUUCUUGCUGCUGCUGCUGCUGCUGCUGCUGCUGUCUGUUUUGCCUUCACCCGCAUCGAAAAUCCCACAGGGGUAGGGAGAGGGAGAGAUGGCCGCAGAGGUUGUAGGGAACAAGAAGGCAUGUGUUGUUGGAGGGACUGGUUUCAUGGCUUCUUUGCUGGUCAAGCUCUUGCUGGAGAAGGGCUAUGCUGUGAAUACCACCGUCAGGGACCCUGCUAAUCAAAAGAAGGUGUCCCAUCUCAAUGAGCUCCAGAAGUUGGGCGACCUCAAGAUUUUCAGGGCUGAUCUCACAGACGAAUCGAGCUUCGAUGCUCCUGUAGCCGGCUGCGACUACGUUUUCCAUGUCGCGACCCCGGUCAACUUUGCUUCUGAAGACCCCGAGAAUGACAUGAUCAAGCCGGCAAUCCAGGGUGCCCUGAAUGUUCUCAAAGCCUGUGCCAAAGCGAAGAUGGUGAAACGCGUCGUGUUGACUUCAUCAGCAGCCUCAGUUACAAUCAACAAUCUUCAGGAAACGGGUCUGGUCAUGGACGAGAAAAACUGGACGGACCUUGAUUUCUUGACCUCUGCGAAGCCGCCUACCUGGGGGUACCCUGCUUCCAAGACGCUGGCAGAAAAGGCAGCGUGGAAAUUCGCGGAGGAAAAUGAUAUCGAACUUAUAACUGUCAUCCCGACCCUCAUGGCUGGCCGUUCUCUCACUCUGGAUGUCCCUAGCAGCGCCUGUCUCGGAAUGUCUAUGCUAACAGGAAACGAGUUCUUGAUGAACGCCCUGAAAGGCAUGCAAAUGCUGUCGGGUUCUAUUUCCAUCGUGCAUGUUGAGGACGUCUGCCGCGCCCACAUUUUCGUGGCUGAGAAGGAAUCUGCUUCUGGACGAUACAUCUGCUGCGCUGCUAACACCAGUGUUCCCGAACUCGCAAAGUUCCUGAACAAAAGAUACCCGCAAUACAAAGCCCCCACAGAAUUCGGGGAUUUCCCAUCCAAGGCCAAGUUGAUAAUCUCUUCGGAGAAGCUAAUCAAGGAGGGCUUCAACUACAAGUACAGCAUUGAGGAUAUCUAUGACCAAUGCGUCGAAUACUUCGAGGAGAAGGGGCUAUUGCAUGUGUAGUAAUUGCUGCCGGCGUCACGGUUCUGCGGGAACCGGGGCAAUGCUUGACCAGGAAGAGGGUGAAAGAAUAACAGGUCAUGGAGAUCCAUCGAUCAGCUUGUUCCAGUCGAAUGAUUCAUGGAUGUGAAUUGGAAAAUGUAGCUCUUACAUCUUGUCUGAA
This is a messenger RNA of Rhodamnia argentea, 1273 nucleotides long. RefSeq names its product anthocyanidin reductase ((2S)-flavan-3-ol-forming). The record is from RefSeq and is a predicted model, not a curated record. Gene Ontology annotation, molecular function: oxidoreductase activity, acting on the CH-OH group of donors, NAD or NADP as acceptor; anthocyanidin reductase activity. The transcript is spliced from 9 exons. The coding region runs from base 100 to 1113 and encodes 337 amino acids. NCBI's taxonomy places the organism in Eukaryota, Viridiplantae, Streptophyta, Magnoliopsida, Myrtales, Myrtaceae.